Messenger RNA from Fundulus heteroclitus (mummichog), 4995 nucleotides. RefSeq names its product ADAM metallopeptidase domain 10a (gene adam10a). The coding region runs from base 180 to 2408 and encodes 742 amino acids. The transcript is spliced from 16 exons. Gene Ontology annotation, biological process: membrane protein ectodomain proteolysis; Notch signaling pathway. Gene Ontology annotation, molecular function: metalloendopeptidase activity involved in amyloid precursor protein catabolic process. Gene Ontology annotation, cellular component: synaptic membrane; plasma membrane. The record is from RefSeq and is a predicted model, not a curated record. Lineage: Eukaryota; Metazoa; Chordata; Actinopteri; Cyprinodontiformes; Fundulidae.
CCGUGUGCGUGACUCCGUCGCGCGGAGCCGCCGCCGGUGUGUGUUCGUUAUGGGAGCCAGAUAACCAGGAAGAGGGCGAUGACUAAAGCGCUUCAAGUGAAACCACAAAGCGAAACGAGAGGCACUCUGCGCCUUUUGGCCGUGUGUGUUAGUUUGCUAGCCCCAAACGGCAUUCAGAAAUGAUAUUUGUCAAGUUGCUGCUGGCGUGUUGCUGCCUACGGGACGUUGGAGGGCAGUUUGGAAACCCGCUGAACAAAUAUAUUCGGCAUUAUGAAGGUUUGUCGUACGACACAGAAGCUCUGCACAGCAGCCACCAGAGAGCCAAGAGAGCGCUCCAUCCUCAUGACCAGACGGUGCAUUUGGACUUCCACGCUCACGGAAGACAUUUUAACUUACGGCUGAAGAGGGAGACGCAGCUCUUUUCUCCGGAUCUCGUCGUUGAGGUAUCGGGGAAUGAGGAACCGGUUGACACCUCACAUAUUUACAGUGGAGAAAUCUUCGGUGAAAAGGGCAGUCUGACUCACGGCUCUGUGGUUGAUGGGCGCUUUGAUGGCUUCAUUAAAACUCACCAAGGAACGUUUUAUGUUGAACCCUCAGAGAGAUAUCUGAACGACAGCAAAGUGCCGUUUCACUCCGUCAUCUAUCAUGAAGAUGACAUUGAUUAUCCUCAUAAAUUCGGCUCAGAGGGAGGCUGUGCUGACCACUCCGUGUUUGAAAGAAUGAAGAAGUACCAGGCAUCUGCAACUCAGGAGCCAGACGAUGGGGUAAGCAGGCUGAGCGCAGAUGACGAUUCUUAUGGUCCAGUAAUUCUGAGGAAAAAGCGAGCAGCAGCAAAGGAUAAAAACACCUGCCAGCUCUAUAUCCAGACUGACCACACCUUCUUCAAAUACUACGGUUCAAGGGACGCUGUCAUUGGCCAGAUCACCAGCCAUGUGAAGGCUGUUGACACCAUUUACAAGGCCACAGACUUCGUGGGCCUACGAAACAUCGGCUUCAUGGUUAAAAGGAUCAAGAUCAAUGUCACAGAUGAUGCGAAGAACCCCACAAAUCCUUUUCGCUUCCCCAACAUUGGUGUGGAAAGAUUUCUGGAUCUCAACUCUGAACAGAACCACGAUGAAUACUGCCUGGCCUACAUCUUCACAGACAGGGACUUUGAUGACGGUGUGCUCGGCUUGGCUUGGGUCGGGUCUCCCUCAGGAAGCUCCGGCGGCAUCUGUGAAAAAAAUAGGCUGUACUCUGACGGGAGGAGAAAGUCUCUCAACACCGGUAUCGUCACUGUGCAGAACUAUGGAUCACACGUCCCUCCAAAAGUGUCGCACAUCACCUUCGCACAUGAGAUUGGACACAACUUUGGCUCACCUCAUGACUCUGGGUUGGAGUGCACCCCCGGAGAGUCUAAUCAAAAGAUUAAUAAGGAGCAGGGCAACUACAUUAUGUACGCCAGAGCCACAUCGGGGGACAAAAUCAACAAUAACAGGUUCUCCAGCUGCAGCAUUCGCAAUAUAAGCGCUGUUUUGACGAAGAAGAAAGACACAUGCUUUGUUGAGUCCGGUCAGCCUAUCUGCGGCAAUAGAAUCGUAGAAGACGGAGAGCAGUGCGACUGUGGCUACCGCGACGAGUGUAAAGAUCCCUGCUGCUAUAAUGCCAAUGAAGAGGAGGGCAAAAGGUGCAAACUUCAAACUGGAAAAAUCUGCAGCCCCAGCCAAGGCCCGUGUUGCACAGCCACGUGUCAGUUCAGGGGCUCCGAGGAUAAGUGCAGACCAGAAUCUGAUUGCGCUUUUGAAGGCUCUUGCAAUGGAAUGACUGCAAUCUGUCCAACCUCGGCACCGAAGCCCAACCUCACCUCUUGCCAUGGAGACUCACAAGUUUGCAUCAGUGGGGUCUGCUCUGGUUCUAUCUGUAAGAAGUACGGUCUGGAGGUGUGCACCUGUGCCAUCCCAGAAGGCAAGGACGAAGCAGCAGAGCUUUGCCACGUUUGCUGCAUGGAAAAAAAUGACCCCAGCACCUGCAGCAGCACAGGCUCAGACAGAUGGGCUAAACAUUUCAACCAUACAGUGAAAACGCUGCAGCCCGGCUCUCCCUGCAACGACUUUAAGGGAUACUGUGACGUCUUCAGCAGGUGUCGACUGGUGGAUGCAGACGGACCUUUGGCAAGGCUGAAGAAAGCCAUUUUCAACCCAGAGCUGUACGAGAAUAUCGGAGAAUGGAUUGUGGCUCACUGGUGGGCUGUGCUGUUGAUGGGUGUUGCUCUUAUUUUGCUGAUGGCGGGCUUCAUCAAGGUCUGCAGUGUGCACACCCCCACCAGCAACCCCAGACUUCCUGAACACAUGAAACUCCAAGAUACACUGAGAAGACGCAAACGUCCGGCUCGCAACCCUCAGCAAUACCAGAUGGCACCGAUGCAUUGAGACGGCGCUCUGCUCUCUGCUGCUGUUCUUAGUGCCUACAACAGAACCACUUUACUCCAAAGAGUUACCUUUACCACGUAAUGCAGAUUUUAAAGAACUAUGAACUAAAUAUGUUUUAUUGAGUGGGGGGCUACAGUCUUUCCCCACCUCUGCUCUGAGAGCCACAUUAUUAAUGGUUCACAAGGCUUUUAUAAGAAACUAAUCUUUCAUGGAGGAACCUGAGGAAGUUUGUAUUUUUUUCCCCCAUUUGGUCUUAGUAAUCUUGCUUUGUUUUUCUUUGAAAUAUUUUUCUUAAUUUUUUUAUGACUGUGGAUGAGAGAAAUGGGGUUUUGUUUGUGUGGCCUUACUAUUAUUAUUAUUAUUUUUCUCCAGUCAGCAUCUCCUCUCUGAAAGAUGUUGGGUCAUCAGUAUGAUGGCAGCUAAAAUGUCGUUACAAGAGUUUUAGCUGCAAGUUUAAACGAUCCAAUUGACAUCGCUGGAGGAUUUAUUAUUCUCAAACCAAAUACUUUAGAUUUUAAUAGCAAACAUCCUAAUUGUGUGAUGUGGAGUCCCCCCCCCCCUCUUAUUUCUGAUAAAAAAUUACAUUUCUAAAAGGGUCAAGGUUGUCUACAGUUCUAAUUCACUUUCUCAGGAUCACUAAAUCAACAAUGCUGAUGUGUAAAGAUGACGGCAGGCAUUUUUCACUGGAAAGCCUGUAUACAUGGGUUUCAUGUCCAAAACAGGAAGACCAUAGAUUAAAGUCCGCUCUAAUCCCAGAGGGCUGUUUAGAUUUUGGAGACUUUGAGGUGGUUUUGCACUUGUUUUGUACACAUGACUGAAUUACUUAGAGAAACCCCUUUUUUCCUUACUGGGUUAUUCCACACUUUUACGCCAUCGUAGCUGGAAUAUGCUCUAGUAAGUUAGUAAGCUGUUAAAGAAACCAGGCCAAAAUAAAACCAGUGGGUCCAGCCGUCAGCCUCUGCAGCCUUUUUGGUGGGAAUGUAAAUGUUUUUCUUUGAGUGAAAUUUAUUGCAGUUCAGAUAACUUUGUGUGUUUGGAGGAACUGUGUCUUAUUGGGGGAGUAAGUCUAGAUGCUAAUUCUUAAUUGUGUUACUACUGCUGUAGGUUGGGCUUGAUAUAAGAGUGAAAGAUCAGAAUAUCUUCUACUAAUGUCUUUUUUUUUUUUUUUGCUUUGCUCUUUGGGUUUUUCCCUCUAAGUUGAUUUAUUGUGUGUUCUGCGCUGUCUUGGUAUGCAAAAGUGCUUUAAAAUGUGCCUUCAUUAUGCAGCAUGACCAAAGUUGGGAGGAAAAUGGUGCAUGACUGCUAAACGUGGACUACUGAAAGUAAGACAUUUGGACGUCUUGGGGUUUAUGCCUGUGUACCAGGAGUGUGAUACACAUUUACUGUAUUUUCCAAAUCUUGAACAGCUCUUUGCAAAAAAAAACAAACAGAUUUUCUGGUUCGGAUGACGAUUUAAAUCCCAGCCCAAGCUUCAGUGGUCGUCGUUCAGGGUAAACUUAACAUUACAUAAGCGAGGCCACUGCAAGGUUGUGUUUUUGAUAAGAUAUGCAAAUGUGUAUUUUUAAGCUCUUGAUGCGAGGUGUGAUUUAGGAGUUAGGAUCAUUGCCAUACGGAGCAGAGCUACGACCCAAAGUUGUUUUUUUUGUAUGCAAAGUGCCAGGUCUCCACUGAUCUGCCUAUCCAGAGCAUCACUGAGCUCUUCAGUGGAAAGAUGGCCUCAUCACAGUGAAAUGCCUUCUUUCUAUUCAUCCAAACACGAACACGGGAAAUGUUUUCAUACAGACGUUGCUGAAGAAAAGCAAACUAUUUAGCUUUUUACUGCUUAAUUUUUGGUGUUGAUGGUGUUAUUAUUUAUUUAUUUUUUUGUUUUCGCAUUUUUAUGGGUGAUUUUUAUUUUUAUUUUCCCCACCCCUCCUUUUUUUUCCAUUUUGAAGCAGUAUGAAAUAUGAGAUCCUCAGUAAGUUGAUACUUUGGGAAAUGUUGUUUAUUCCUUGUGAUGUUAAAAUGUGCACUGACAUAAAAGAAUCCAAAUCCAACAAGGUAAAGAUUCCCAACCACUGUCUGAUUUUAAUGCCUCCUGUCUUUUUAUAUCAUGUUUCUGUGUCCUCAUUUUGUUCUUUAACCCAUUCAGCUUAUUUUAAACAUUUUACAACCUUGCAGCAAAUGUGCAAAGACCUUUGUCUGUAAUACAAAAGUGUGAGUAUAUGGUCGUAAAUUAGAUAAGUAUUCAAGGUGUCACAACCAGUAUGACCAUAAGAACAGUGUACCAGUUUUCCUGCAUGGUGGUAGCGGCAUCAUGCUGAGGGUCUGUUUCAAAAAGUGGACUGAACCAGAUAAGAGGAGAACCUACAUCCUUAAACUUCACAUUAUAUUUACGACUAUAGUACUUGAUUAAAACGUGGGCUCAACUGGUUAUUCUUACAGAAAAGAGACGCCAAACGUUUUAAAACCGGAGGAUGGAUGAAAGGAAGCGUGGUCAAAUAUCUAUGCAGAAUUAUAGCCCAUCAGGACCAUGCUGAUGGCUACACAAAAUGUCAUUGGAGGUGUAUGUAUAUUUUUCACUGUAAAUUAAAGAAAAUUGACUGAU